AUGUUCAAAAAAGACAUCCAAGAAUUAUAUAUAAAGAACUGCAUAGAAAAUAUUUACACUGUAAAAAGACACCAUGCAGAUGGCAAAGUUGAGGAGAAAAAGAGCAGCGUUCUGUACAAGAACAUUGAUGAGUUUGUCCAUGUCCUCAUACAGAUAAGAAAAUACGACAAGGAAUUUAAAAAGAUAAACGUUAGAGAACAUGGAUUGGAUGUUGCAGCGACGUUGCAAGAAUACCUAGACUUUUACGUAGGCCAGUUUGGGCAUAAAUUCCAUUCGUUCAUUUUGGAAUAUAAAAACAGUCUAGUCAAGGAUGAUGUGAAAAAUCAUUACAUCAUAAAAAAACUAACCAAAAGUGACAUUGAAAAGGUUGCCAAAAAUUCGUACGCACGGGUAAUGUUCAUGUAUGACAGUGUAAAAUAUUUACUUUACUACAUAAAGAAGAGGUUUGCAAAAAUCAGAGAAAUUAAUGAAAGUUUUGUGAAGCUUCUGAUGAGUUACCUGCGGGUCUCUCUCAACCCGCUGAAUUUGAUUGCCCAUGUGUACUUAAGUGGGUACAGGGGGUUACCCUCCCCUGAUCAGGCGAAAAAAAAGAACCUCCCCAAUGGGAUCAGCCAAAUUGGACCAAACCAAGCGUGGAAGAAUAUGUCACCUAUAGAAGACCACCCUAUGGUAGACGUCCCCCCAAAGGAUCACUUCUUCUGCAACGAACUGUGCCAAUUUGUGUGUGCUUACGGGGAGUAUAUCAUAAAGCACACCAUAAGUAGCAGCUACGUAGAACUGCUCAGCAGGAAUGAAAUUAUCAAAUCGAAAUUGAGCAUAUACGAGUCGGCUAAAAGACAUAUCAGAAGUUACAUAAUGAAAAAAAUAUGCUCCUAUACCCAUUUUAAGAAGUGUAAUCUAAGUUCCCAAUUUGAUCAUGCCACCAUUUUCAAUGCGUACGAAGGGGACCAAAUUGAGUGCCAAAAAAUAUUUAAAAGAUUCACGCAAGUUGGUAAUGGCUAUAAAAAUGUGAACAUGUCACACAGAGACUUUUCUUACAUUUAUGAACUUGUGCUGGCAAUAUACUUAGUGAAAAAAUGCCUCUUCCAUUUGAACGAAAAUAUCGAUGCAGUUCUUCAGGUAGCCCUGUACACUUUGUACAACUCCGCAAAAGUGAUCAUCAUCUAUUUAUACUUCAACCUCCCGAAGCACAUGGCUCAUUACUUUCUAAACGUGUAUCUUCUCUUCUUUAAAAGUAAGAAAAAAAAUAAUGAAGGUCAAAGCCAGGAUAAGAAAACCUCACACAUUAUGAACAGAAUGAGGAGGACCUACAGAAACGUUUUGCAGUAUGUUGUCAAACAGGAAAAGGGAUCCAUAGAAGGUGAGGAAUGCACACAAGAAGGGAUCCAACCAGGAGAAGAAAACCUUUAUGAAGUUACCCCACUUGGAGAAAAAAUCAAAAUGUCGGAAAGAAAACGGUACAGGAAGAUCCUCAACCUUUUGUACUUCCAAAUGGAUAGUUAUGACAAAAAAUGGGAGAACCAAAAAAGCAAACAAGAAGUGAAAAAAUUUGUCGCGCUUCACAUGAAUGGGUCUGUCAUACAGCUCAAAUAUAACUACGAGGUCCUUCAAAGAAAAAAGAAAAAAUGCAAAAAGAAGACACUAACAAAAGUGGGACCCACAAAGACUGUAAAAGGUAGCCAACCUGUGACACAUCAAAACGGUACAGUAUCGCGCCAGAAAAAACGAGCGAAUUUUGUACACCCUGACAAAAUUGAAUACAUGAAGAGGUAUGCCCUGCUAUACAGAAUCGAAUGCAGAAGCAACUCAAAAGGAGGAAAGAACACUGAUCGAAAUAGAGCUGUACAUGUACAAACAAACACAGUAAACUAUUCGAUGCACAACCGGGUGAUAUACAACUACCGUGAUGGUGAUGCCUACUCUAGGAAAGAAAAAAAAAGUGAUAAGGAAAGAGAAGUCACCUUCUACAAUAACAAUAAUAAUAGCAGUUCCGAGAAAAGCAUCGUAGGAAAAUUAUUCAACUGUGUGUUAAAAAAUCUACGAAAGGGGAACCAAUUCGUCCCAAGCAACACUCGUGAUAUUGAUAUCAUCAACUCAUUUGACGAUGAUAGAGAGAGAAACCAAAACGAAAGUAACGAUUAUGAAGAUAGCCAUUUGAGCGUCCCCAGUGAAGAGGUCUCCAAGGUCGAUGAAUCUAUUACCUGCCCUGUCCGAACCAUUUUGAAUGAACACGAAAAGGGGGCAGAAACGCCGGGUUCGUGUUACCUAUCGAGGAACGGCUCCAUACAGAGUGAAGUCAAAAUGGAGUGUGAAGUUUUCUCGGAAAGGACACUUGAUAAAAGCAAAUCCGAAAUAAAUUCCGUCGAAACGGUGAACAGCAAAGAAAUCCAAGAGGAUGGAGAAGUAUCGGAGGAAGUAAGUAGCGAAGAUGGAGACACACCCCAUCCAUCCGUGGGAAAAACGCAUAGCAGUGUAGAAAAAUCAUCCCAAGAGAGUUGCGAAAAACGUAGGAAAAAGCGCGAGGCGAAUGAAGAGGUUAAAAGCGGAGAAAUCUCUCCUCCUGAGAAAAUCCAAAACGAAAUUAAAAAAAUCGCAUGUGGCAAAAAGGUUGAUGAACCCCCCAGACACGGCUCCAAAACGGAGGGACACACUGAAAAGGACGCAUUCGAUAAGGAGACACCCGAAAAGGACGCAUUCGAUAAGGAGACGCCCGAAAAGGAAAAACAGAGUGAUGACUCCCGAGGGAUACGCUCACCAGAGAAUAUAACCCAUGCCGAUUUGCAGUUAAAAGAAAACAAGCGCAGAACCGAGGGAAAAUAUAACAUGUUCUUUUCGAACGAAUCCGGCACGAUGGAUGUGUCGUCGGAUGAUUAUAUCCCGUACAGGACAACGAAGAAAAAGGGACAAAAGAAACGGAGGAAGGCCGCUGCGAAGGGCAAGAAAAAGACGAGCGGAAGGAUGAGCGGAAGGGUGAGCGGAAGGGUGAGCGGAAAGACGAGCGGAAAGACGAGCAGAAGGAUGAGCGGAAGGAUGAGCGGAAGGAUGAGCGGAAAGACGAGUGAAAAGACAAAGGGUAAAGAAAAAUCGAACGAACGGACGAAGGAAAAGGGAAAGGAGCGGAAAUCCAGGAGGAGAGAAACGGAACAGGCGCCCAAAACACGCAGUAGUAAAACCAAAAAAAGGAAAAGGUCUCAACUCACUGACGAGGAAAUCGUGAAAACGAAAAAAGGGAAGUCCAACCAUUCGUCAAAUUAUCAUUCGGUGAAGUGCUAUCAUUCGAAGCGAAACGAAGUGGUGGAAGGGGAGGAAAAAAGGUGCACUGCAGUGAGCGUAGCGCGUAAGCAGUCCAGGGAAAGAAAAAAUGGGACUGCAGCAGAGGAGCACGCGAUAACCACGAAUGGUGAGCACUUCCCAGGUGAGCAAUCCCCAGGUGAGCGCUUCCCAGGUGAGCAAUCCCCAGGUGAGCACAUCCCUGGUGAGAAUAAACGCGAGUUCGAGAAAGAGUCACAGAUGAGCGAAGCUAAGCAACCAACAACUGACGAUACGGCAAUGCCCGGCAGUGCGAGAAAACUAAUCUUUAACGUAUCCCUGAAUGGCAGCGAAGGGGGAGAAGAAUGCACGCCGUGCAAAUAUGAAUUUGGUGGGAGGACGAGCUGGGGUUCGAAUGUGAUGAAGGGGAAGACGCCCAUUUGUGGGGACCUCGAUGGGACGGACCACCUUGACAAUCGUGACCACCUUAACAUUCGUGACUACCGUGACGAUCGUGAUUGCCUCGUCUUGAGUGAGAAUAAUCCCUUAUGGAAGGAAGUAAACGAAUCGGGAAGCAUGGCACACGUGCGCGGGAAAAGAGAUAAAACGGGUGAACAGGCAGAUAAACGCCUAGAUGAACAGCUUCGGAUAGACACAGACAUGCCCCAAUUCGACAUGCCAUUCAUAUGCACGCGCCAAGUGUACAUAAACGAAAGAGUAUGCGAAACUGUAAAAGAUACAGAAGAGAGACUAAAGUUAAUUGUAAUUCACCUGUUCAGUUACUACAUAAUCGGAGGUAUAUUUCUAAUCAACCCGUACAAUAGUGCCCAAAAAGAAAGGUACAGAAAUUUCACCAACAUACAAGAAAAUAUUAACGACAUAGAACACACCAAAAUAUUUAAGUAUAGUAGCCACGAACUUAUUAUUGGUAUUAUUAGGAAGAAUACAAAGGUGACUUUGCUGGGUGGUAGGACUUCCAAAAGAGUAAUGACAAUUUUGAAUAGACAGGGCAAAGGAUUAAAUGGUGCCACGUAUAAAUGUACAAUUAAUAACGUAUUGCAUGCAUGCAAAAUUCAGCAAAGGUUAUACUUGGCGAAGAAAGAAAUAUUUUUCUCCUACAUUUUGAAGACGAGAAAAAUGUUGAAGCAUAGGAAGUAUUCCGAGCAGCGUAAGGGAACUCUCGCUCGGGGGGGGAAUGCAACUGAGGUCAGAAGUGAAUAUAGCCGCAAAGGAAGCGGCAUAAAUAGUCUAAGCGGCAUAAACAGCGUACGCGGCAUAAACAGCUUACGAGGCAUAAGCAGCAGCGGAGAGGUCUUCUUCGAAGUUUACGCCAAGGGGAAUUUGUACAUCUUCCCAGACGAGCUGCACUACAAGGUGCAUAAGGUGGAGGAGAACUCGGACAAAGGUGCGCUCGGAGGGGAAGGGCAACGAAGGGGAGCCAGAAGAGGCAGCAGGGGAGGCAAAAGGGGAGGAAAAAGAGGAUACAAGCGGGGGGGGAUACGAGGAGUCAAGCAUAACACGGAGGGAAGAAGUGAAGGCAAAAGAGAGAACAAAGUCGAGCAGAGAAUCGAGGGCCAAAGCGAGGACAAAGACGAACACAAUAAUGAGCGCAUAAGCGAGGGCCAGAGGAAGGACAAAGGUGAACACAAUAGUGAGCGCAGAAGCGGGUGCCAAAGCGAAAAGCACAGCUCGGAAAAGGGCACAUCCCUGUUGAUCAUGGGGACUCACAAACACGUGACUUCGCUCAAUGAACUCAUAAAUAUGUUCAUCAGAAAGGGUCACCAAACCAUAAAUGAAGAGCUAGUACUAUUCAUCGUGUACCACUUGAUCGUGGCCUUGUUACAGCUGCACGUGUUGGAUGUGCUCCACGGAGAUGUCAAAAUAGACAACAUUUUAAUUGCGAAGGAUGAGGAGCUUCUGCUCCGGAUGGACAGAACUAAGGAAAAUAACCCAAGAGAGCCGCUCAGCACUUGCAAGGGGGAGAUUAAGGGGGAAUCCAAGAGGAAGAGCAGGCUUCACAGAGAAGGCAAUAGCGGUAGCAGCGUUCGCGGUGGUAGCAGCCGCAGCAGUAGUGGCACUCGCAGCGUUCGCGGUGGUAGCAGUCGUAGCAGUAGUGGAAUUCGCAGCGUUCGCAGCGUUCGCGGUGGUAGCAGCCGUAGCAGUAGUAACCCCUUCCUGUGUGAAUACAUGCUGAAUGUGAAGGUAGCCAGCAACCCGAACUCCUUCCUGAAAAAAAAAUUCCCUCUGAACGUAUUCCUAAUCGACAUCGGCAGAGGAAUUGACGUAAAAAAUUUUAGGAACUACCUCUUCUAUGGAGAAAAAAACUGUGAUUGUUACAAUUUUCUGACAGAUUCUAUUUUUACGUACCAUAUAGACCUUAUAGGCAUCGCGCAAGUGGCUAGCUGCUUAUUAUACUACAAGCACCUGGGGAGCACAAAAUAUAAAUACGAUGGAAGCAUAAUGGACCAAAAUUACACCACCAUUAAUAACCUGAAUUUGACCUACAUGACGCACAACAACAACUUCAGGAAGAAUAGCAGCGCCCCUGUUAGGAGGAAGAAGAGGGACCCUAGUAAGGGUAAGAGAAAAAGUAGGUGCAAGGAGAUUGAAAGUUUUAUAAAGGUCAAGGAGCGCGCGUAUACGGAGGAUGAGGAGAAGCACGAGGAGGGCUCUACCGACCAAAGUGCCAGCCACGAGGAAUGGAAGCCAACGAGGAAGAGCUCCCACCGUGCAGGGAAUGGUCCGCAUCCCGUGGGACGCCUCCAACGAAGCCUUAACCGUGCAGGGAACAAACAAAACGAAUCAGACAAUGGGAACAAACAAAACGAAUCAGACAAGGGGAACAAACGAGCCGCCAGAAGGAGCACCGAGGUAGAAAGCUCAUACUUUAUAGAUUACUCAAAAAAUAUCCCCAUGGAUGACCGUGAUAGAAAAAAAAUAGACGGGUACAUUGACCAAAUGAAGAAGAAUAACGAAAAUUAUUACAUCGAACAGGAAGAAGAAAGAAAAAUAAAAAACUUUUCCGUGAGGUUACUAUCCACGAGAAAAAGGUAUAUCGAAUUUUGGGAAAUUUUUUUUCAUCUUCUGUUAAACUUUUGCAAUGUGUACGAAUUAAGCUCCAUUAAUUACAACAGCAAGGAGAUCGGCACGAAUUUUGAGAAGGCCAAUUUGUUCCACCACAAGGUGAUGAAUAAAACGGAAAAUUACUACUUCGACUUUUGCAAAAAUAACUGGGAGGAGGUUCCACAAGGGGACCAACGAAAGAAGGGUGCCCAAAUGAAGGAGAAGCUCAAUGGGUUUAUUACAAGCAAUGAUAAUUUGUAUACAGUUAAAGGGGAAACCGUCGGCUGUAAUGGGGACAGCCACAACAAUAGUGCAGUUAUCGACAUCCACCAUACGGAUGAAGCCAAAAAAGAGAAGAUCGGUAAGCUGUGCCAUCACGACAACACCAGCACCGAUGAUGGAAGCAACGCAUGUUCAAUGCAAAACGGGCGCUGUGAUGAUGAGAAAGAGGCGCUAGAAGAACAACCCAGGAAGGAGACCCAUGAGGAACCACAUAAAGAUAAUAGCCGCAACCAAGUGGGCAAAACUAACGCAGAAAGGGAAAUCACAAAAGGGGUUAUUUUAGACAAACAAAAUGAACAAACGAAUGGAGACCAACCUAAAAGUAAUAGUAAAUAUUUUUUUAUAAAAAAUUCCAUUUCGAAUUUAAAAAAUAUAAAAAAAAAAAUGCAUAAAGUGAAGCACAAAAUAGAAGGGGACAAACUUGAUGCCAAUAACAACAAGGGAAAAAACGACUACUGCAACUUCUAUGGAAAAGAAGAAAAUGUUAGCUUGAAAAGAAAAAUGAUAUUUUUUGAGAAUGAACAGAAUAGACAGAAAUGCAGGAAACUGAAUGACCAGAAGUACUACGCGAAGGAGUGCCGCGCGAACGACACCAAAAGGUUGACCAGGUAUAUCAACAAGCUAAUGAAGAAGAAGGCCAUUUUUGUUCUCAUGUUUUUAAAAAGGGCCAUUGAAAAAAUAUUUGAUGAUGACAAGAGUAGGCAGGAAAUUUUGCUCACCGAGCUGAAAAACGCGGCGGCUUUUUUUUGA
Molecule: messenger RNA, 7344 nt
Organism: Plasmodium cynomolgi strain B
Lineage: Eukaryota; Apicomplexa; Aconoidasida; Haemosporida; Plasmodiidae
Exons: 2
Coding region: 1-7344 (2447 amino acids)
Biological process (GO): meiotic sister chromatid cohesion, centromeric; mitotic spindle assembly checkpoint signaling
Molecular function (GO): protein kinase activity
Source: RefSeq, a predicted model, not a curated record